This is a messenger RNA of Limanda limanda (common dab), 1104 nucleotides long. RefSeq names its product intraflagellar transport protein 52 homolog. The record is from RefSeq and is a predicted model, not a curated record. Bases 1 to 1104 code for a protein of 367 amino acids. Gene Ontology annotation, biological process: intraciliary transport; cilium assembly. Gene Ontology annotation, cellular component: intraciliary transport particle B; centriole; cilium. NCBI's taxonomy places the organism in Eukaryota, Metazoa, Chordata, Actinopteri, Pleuronectiformes, Pleuronectidae. The transcript has 12 exons.
AUGGAGAGCAAAACGCUCAACCGCAUGAUCUUUAACGCUUCUAAAAGAGAAGUUUUCACCAUGAAUAAUGGAUAUAAAUCAAUGCAGAGGAAACUACAAGCUCAGGGGAAAAUUCAGAGCAUGAAACAUGAGCUGUCUGCGAAGAAGCUGAAGGACGUCAAGUUGUGGAUCUCUGCAGGUCCGAGAGAGAAGUUCACAGCAUCAGAGCUGGAGGUGCUGAAGCACUACCUGGAUGGAGGAGGAAACGUCCUGGUCAUGCUCGGUGAAGGAGGAGAAAUCAAAUAUGACACUAACAUCAACUUUCUCCUGGAGGAGUUUGGAAUACUGGUCAACAAUGAUGCUGUUGUGAGGAAUGUGUAUUACAAAUACUUCCACCCUAAGGAGGCGCUUGUGUCCAAUGGUGUAUUGAACAGAGAGAUCAGUCGGGCUGCUGGCAAAAUGGUCACAGGAAUCAUUAAAGAUGACAAUUUUGGGAACAAUGCACAGGCUCUGACAUUUGUGUACCCAUACGGUGCUACACUAAAUGUGAUAAAGCCGGCCAUGCCAGUUCUUUCUACUGGUUCAGACUGCUUCCCCCUCAACAGGCCUGUCUUGGCCUUCUAUCAAGGAAAGGAGUCUGGCAAACUGGUUGUGCUGGGUUCGUGCCACAUGUUCAGUGACCAAUACAUCGACAAAGAAGAGAACAGUAAAAUCAUGGAUGUCAUGCUCCAGUGGCUCAUGACUGACAAUUUCCAGCUGAAUCAGAUUGAUGCAGAACACCCAGAGAUCACAGAUUACACCAUGUUGCCAGACACAGGGUUCUUGUCAGAGCAGCUCAGAGUGUGUUUACCAGAGGAUGAUGUGGACCCCAGGGACUUCACCUCUCUCUUUGACAUGUCGUUGUUAAAUUUCUCAACUGACCCCUUACCCCAAGUCAUCGGCGCUUACAAACAGCUUAGUGUCAAAGACGAGCAACUUGAGCGGAUCACACCACAGUUUGAGAUUCUGCCUGAGCUUAAACCUGCUGACUUUCCACCUGCAGUAAGUGAUCUACCUCCACAAACGCUGGAACUGUUUAAUCUGGAGAGCGCCUUGCACAGCUCACCAAUAAGUGUUCAACAGUAG